AUGAAGACGUCACUGGACAAAACCGGCUCGGACGGCAUGAACGUUGGUCCAGACUACUCUUCGGCCUAUUGUGUCGUAACGACUGACACUGAUUUCGUCGGUCAUGGCAUGACAUUUACUAUUGGGCGAGGGAAUGAACUCGUCUGCGCAGCGAUUGAUCUUCUAGGUCCCCUGGUUGUCGGAAAAGAACUCGACUCCUUGACCUCCGACUGGGGCAAGACAUGGAGGUACCUUACUUCCGACUCUCAGCUUCGAUGGAUUGGCCCUGAGAAAGGUGUUAUCCAUCUGGCACUUGGCGCGGUGGUGAACGCGCUAUGGGAUCUAUGGGCCAAGUCCUUGGGUAAACCGCUUUGGAUGGUCAUUGCCGACAUGACUCCCGAAGAAGUGGUAAGGUGCAUCGACUUCCGAUACAUCCAGGACGCCUUGACCCCAGAGGAAGCCGUUGAACUGUUGACGCAAGCUCAGGAGGGGAAAGCUGAGAGACUUCAAGAAGCCUUGAAGAACAGGGCCGUCCCCGCCUACACAACCAGUGCUGGAUGGCUCGGAUACAGCGAGGCGAAAAUGAAGAGGAUCCUUCAACAGAGUCUGGAUGAUGGAUUUAGGCAUUUCAAGUUGAAAGUCGGUACCAACCUCGAAGUUGAUCGGAAGCGCUUAUCGAUCGCUCGAGAAAUUAUCGGAUUUGACAAAGGGAAUACUUUGAUGGUUGAUGCCAAUCAGGUCUGGUCAGUCACAGAGGCUGUUCCGUAUAUGCUAUCCCUGGCCGAAUUCAAGCCUUGGUUCAUCGAAGAACCCACCUCGCCUGACGACGUCCUCGGACAUGCUGUCAUUCGCAAAGCCCUUUCCAAUACACCUCACGGCGCAAUAGGAGUUGCUACAGGCGAGAUGUGCCAGAAUCGAGUCAUCUUUAAACAGCUAUUGCAGGCUGGCGCGGUUGACGUUAUCCAACCUGAUGCGUGCCGCGUCGGCGGAGUCAACGAGGUGCUCGCCAUUCUGCUUUUAGCACGGAAAUUCAAUGUCCCCAUCGUGCCUCAUUCGGGUGGGGUUGGCUUGCCUGAGUACACCCAGCAUCUAAGUACAGUUGACUAUGUGGUGAUCAGCGGAAAGAAGAGCCUACUAGAAUACGUCGACCAUCUUCACGAACACUUCUUGCAUCCCUCAAGGAUAGAAGCCGGGUAUUAUGUAACUCCGCUUGAGGCUGGAUACAGCGUCGAGUUGAAGCCUCAGAGUAUGGAAAGAUUUACCUUUCCGGGUGAAGAAGGAACAAGCUGGUGGCGGACAUUGGACGCGGAACCUGUGAUCAAGGCACCUCGUGUCAUGUAA
Molecule: messenger RNA, 1320 nt
Organism: Exophiala xenobiotica
Lineage: Eukaryota; Fungi; Ascomycota; Eurotiomycetes; Chaetothyriales; Herpotrichiellaceae
Product: L-galactonate dehydratase
Exons: 3
Coding region: 1-1320 (439 amino acids)
Biological process (GO): amino acid catabolic process; carbohydrate catabolic process
Molecular function (GO): magnesium ion binding; hydro-lyase activity
Source: RefSeq, a predicted model, not a curated record